CAACUUCCAACUCUUCCAAUCCCCACCUCUCGAGGUUAUCGUCCAGGAGUUUCGCAACUCUUGCAUGUACUCGAAUCAGCUCGGCAGCCCACACAACCCUCACCGCGGUAGCAAGCACUCCGCCGCAGGCAUCCUUCCAUCCCACUAAAUUUCCCUCUUCGCACUCGUCUUACUCCACCUCUUAUCUAUCCACUAUGGCCCCUCAGGUCUACAACAACGGCUCGGGCUACAACACCCCCGACUCCCAGCUCGAGUCCGCCCUCCCCAUCCAUCCCACCGCUGCUCGCCGCCCCGAGUAUAUCACCGUCCAGUCCGAGAACACCACCUACACCGACGAGCACAUCACCUCCAAGUUCGUCAACCGCGGUGCCAGCGUCCAGGUUACCGAUGGUCGCAUGACCGUCACGCCCACUGCGCAGACCUAUGAGUUCCGCACCGAGCGCAAGGUCGGAAAGACUGGUCUCAUGAUGAUCGGUCUCGGCGGCAACAACGGCACCACGCUCUGCGCUACCAUUCUCGCCAACCGCCAUAACAUCACCUGGCACACCAAGAACGGCAUCGUCCAGCCCAACUACAUCGGCUCCAUGCUCCGCGCGUCGACCGUCCAGAUCGGGACGGACCCCGCGACGGGCAAGGAAGUGCACGUUCCCAUCUCGGACGUCCUCCCCAUGGUGCACCCAGACGACCUCGUCCUCGGAGGCUGGGACAUCUCGGGUCUCCCGAUGGACCAGGCGAUGGCGCGCUCCAAGGUGCUUGACUACGACCUCCAGCGCCAGGUCGCGCCGCACAUGGCGCUGCUCGACAAGCCCCUGCCCUCGAUCUACUACCCGGACUUUAUCGCCGCGAACCAGGAGGCGCGCGCGGACAACGUCAUCCCCGGCGCGGACAAGCAAGCGCACCUUGAGCACAUCCGCGCGGAUAUCCGCAAGUUCAAGGUGGAGCACGGGCUCGACCGCGUGGUGGUGUUCUGGACGGCCAACACGGAGCGCUACAGCGAUAUCAUCCCUGGCGUGAACGACACGGCUGACAACCUCCUCGCCGCGAUCAAGUCUUCGCACGAGGAGGUCUCCCCGUCGACGCUCUUCGCCGUCGCUGCCAUCCUCGAGGGCGCACCAUUCGUCAACGGCGCCCCUCAGAACACCUUUGUUCCCGGCGCGAUUGCGCUCGCUGAGCGCGAGCACGGCUUCAUCGGCGGUGACGACCUCAAGUCCGGGCAGACGAAGCUCAAGUCCGUCCUCGCCGAGUUCCUCGUCAACGCGGGCAUCAAGCCCCUGUCCAUCGCGUCAUACAACCACCUCGGGAACAACGACGGGCACAACCUCAGCGCGGAGCGCCAGUUCCGCAGCAAGGAGAUCAGCAAGUCCUCGGUCGUGGACGACAUGGUUGACGCGAACCGGCUGCUGUACAAGGCGCCCGCUGCUGGUGCGACGGGCAAGGCGGCCAAGGGCGAGCAUCCGGACCAUAUUGUGGUGAUCAAGUAUGUCCCUGCGGUGGGUGACUCGAAGCGCGCGAUCGACGAGUAUUACUCGGAGAUUUUCUGCGGCGGGAGGCAGACGAUCAACAUUUUCAACGAGUGCGAGGACUCCCUCCUUGCCACGCCCCUCAUCCUCGACCUGACGAUCCUCACCGAGCUGCUCACGCGCGUACAGUACCGCCGCUCCGGCGAAGGCGAGUUCGCGCCGCUGCACUCGGUGCUCUCCCUGCUCUCGUACAUGUGCAAGGCGCCCCUGGUCAAACCGGGCACUGACGUCGUCAACUCGCUCGGGAGGCAGCGCAACGCGCUCGAGGCGUUCCUCAAGGCGUGCGUCGGGCUCGAGGGCAACUCGGACUUGCUGCUCGAGACGCGGAUCUGGUAAAUGGCCAGCGAACGCGUCGAGGUGUCGCGUGAAGGCUUGGGGGCGAAUGGUGUUCUGCGAUUGCGAUGAGGGGGUCUUCAACUGCUCCCGGUAACGUUUUUCUUGAUACGAUCGGCGUAUGUACUGUGCACGUUAGAGUGGACGCGCGUCGUGAUGGGGUGCUCAACCGCCUCGCUUUUCUUGUCUUUCUUGAUACUCUGUAGGAAUAUAUACGUACACCAAUGUGUCGUCGAAUUGAAAUGGU
Coniophora puteana RWD-64-598 SS2 is the source of this 2100-nucleotide messenger RNA. RefSeq names its product Myo-inositol-1-phosphate synthase. Bases 195 to 1856 code for a protein of 553 amino acids. Lineage: Eukaryota; Fungi; Basidiomycota; Agaricomycetes; Boletales; Coniophoraceae. The transcript has 3 exons. Gene Ontology annotation, molecular function: inositol-3-phosphate synthase activity. Gene Ontology annotation, biological process: inositol biosynthetic process; phospholipid biosynthetic process. The record is from RefSeq and is a predicted model, not a curated record. Gene Ontology annotation, cellular component: cytoplasm.